This is a messenger RNA of Cladophialophora yegresii CBS 114405, 1932 nucleotides long. RefSeq lists its product as uncharacterized. NCBI's taxonomy places the organism in Eukaryota, Fungi, Ascomycota, Eurotiomycetes, Chaetothyriales, Herpotrichiellaceae. Gene Ontology annotation, molecular function: ABC-type transporter activity; ATP hydrolysis activity; ATP binding. The transcript has 2 exons. The record is from RefSeq and is a predicted model, not a curated record. Bases 1 to 1932 code for a protein of 643 amino acids. Gene Ontology annotation, cellular component: membrane.
AUGUUGACCGCCAGUCUUGCUCCAUCUUGCGAUGCAUUCGGGCAUACCACUGACGCCAUCCAGGACGUGGAGAAGGGCAGUGAACUGAGCCGCCACCUCACCAACCAUGCCCUUACAUCCUUCUCGUGGUCGGAUGUUGGGGUUACUGUGAAGGACCGAAAGACCAAGAAGCCCAUACAGAUCCUGAACUCCAGCUAUGGCUGUGUCCAAGCCGGAAGUGUCGUUGCCCUCAUGGGUCCAAGCGGAAGCGGAAAGACUACAAUGUUGAACGUGCUUGCACAUCGCACAAGCACAAUGAAGGGUGACAUACAGGGGAGGAUCAUGAUGAAUGGACGAGUGAUGGAUGAAGCUGCUAUCCGGCGGGUCUCUACCUACGUCGAGCAAGAAGACGCCAUGAUCGGGAUCCUCACGGCGCGAGAAACAGUCGACUUCGCUGCCAGACUAUCCAUGAAUGGCAACACCCCGAAGAAAGACAGGCUUUCCAGAGUGGACGGGCUGAUCGAAUCUUUCGGUCUACAGCGGCAGGCAGACACAAUCGUCGGCACACCGCUACGGAAAGGCCUCAGUGGUGGCCAAAAGCGCAGACUGAGUGUGGCUAGCCAACUUGUCACGUCGCCUCGGCUGGUCUUCUUGGACGAACCCACGAGCGGGCUCGACUCUACUGCAAGUUUCGAAUGCAUGAAGUUUAUCAGACAGGUGGCUAAGCAACACAACCUGAUCAUCAUCGCCUCGAUCCACCAGCCAUCAACAACCACCUUCCAGCUUUUCGAUCAACUGAUGCUUCUGUCUCAAGGACGCACAUGCUAUUUUGGAGCCGUUUCUGCAGUCGAAGGCUACUUUGAGCGCAUUGGUCGACCAAUCCCCUUACAUAUAAACCCGGCAGAGUACCUGCUCGACCUGGUCAACACCGACUUCGGACACGAUGAUAGCUCCGCCGACGGCUCGUUGGGCUAUGUGCACGAAGCCUGGACGGCGUCUGAGGAGCACAACGCAUUAAUGUUAUCUACCGCGACCGUGAGCAGUCUUGUUCCGGUAUCCCCCUCACGUACGUCACGCAAGAGCACACUAGCUAUUGCGUGGGUUCUGUUGCAUCGCAACUUCAUCAAAUCCUACCGCGACCUCAUCGCCUACGGGACUCGCGUCUUCAUGUAUUUUGGCCUGGCAAUCAUGAUGGGUACCGUCUGGCUCCGUCUGUCCUACCAUCAGAACUCAAUUCAACCAUUCACCAACGCCAUCUUUUUCGGCGGCGCAUUCAUGUCAUUCAUGGCAGUCGCCUAUGUGCCCUCAAUCAUAGAGGACCUCAACAGCUUCGCCAAGGAACGCGCUAAUGGCUUGUACGGUCCUUUGCCCUUUAUCAUUGGCAACACACUCAUCGGCAUCCCUUGGUUAUUCCUCAUUGCGGUCAUGUUCUCCAUCAUCACCUACUGGUUGGGUCAUUUCAAUCCCACCGCUGGCGGCUUCUGCAUGUGGGUGCUUUGGCUGUUUCUAGACCUACUGGCAGCAGAGGGACUCGUGGUCCUCGUCUCGAGCAUCUUUCCCUUGUUUGUGGUGGCACUGGCGGUGACUGCAUUCGCAAACGGGCUUUGGAUGUGCGUCAAUGGGUUCCUUGUGCCGAUGGGAACGUUAAAUCCGUUCUGGAAAUAUGUCUUUCACUACAUUGAUUACCAAGCCUACGUGUUCCAAGGGAUGAUGGUCAACCAGUUCCGCUCCACGAUCUGGGAGUGUGACAAAUCCUCUGACACAGAUGAAUACCAGUGCAUGUAUCCUUCCGACCUCCAAUCCCAGGGCAAGAUCCGCGGCACCGCUGUCCUCCGCGCGUACAAGUACUCCUGGGGUGACGACAAGAUAGGCGAAUGGAUCGGGAUCAUGUUUGCGAUCAUCCUCGCCUACAGAAUCCUAGGCUACUUGGUCCUCGUGAUGAAGAAGCACUGA